AUGAUCGCCAAGAAUAUACUUGCGAAAAGUAACGUUGGAAAGACGUUUAUAGAUGAUAUAAGAAGCGUUAUGGAGGUCGCCAACGAAAUGAGAUAUCCGGAUACGAUGCAGUGCAUUUGGUGUGGAGAGAAGAUUCUCGGCCCGACGUGUCUACCUCCCCACGCAGAUGCUCGCUGUUGCAUCUCCAUGAUGCCAAUACUGGUAGUUCCAUCCUUCAAGUGUCCGUAUUGCUCGUCUCUGGCCCAUCCACAAGAAACCCAAGAACCGGUACCAUGUCCGUACUGCGACGUAUCGAUGGAUCGUAUACCAGUGGAUACGGAGAAAUACGAAAACGAGGCCAAAAAGCUGCAUCUGCAUUGGGAUGGAGAAGUGAAAUCUCCGUGUUACAGUGACUGUCUACGCGAGGAGAUUUCUUGUGAGGAUAUAGAGGAGAACAGUAGGGAGUAUGUCGUGUGCAGUGAUAGUGAAGACGAGGAAGAGUGUACGAAAUUGAGGACGUUGUACGAGAGGUUCGGACGUUUGAAUUUGGAGGAGAUCCUGAAGAUGGAUAUGAGUGAGGACAGUAUUGAAAGGGAAGACGGUGAAGCUAGUAAAAGGAUGAAAUUGGAAAAUGAGGACACUGAUAUUGAGUGA
Acanthoscelides obtectus is the source of this 633-nucleotide messenger RNA. Lineage: Eukaryota; Metazoa; Arthropoda; Insecta; Coleoptera; Chrysomelidae. The record is from the annotation of a GenBank genome assembly.